AUGAGUAGUCAAUUCGGGGCCGCGCCAAUUAAACUCUCGGAGUAUCCACGCCGACCUGAAAUUGGACGAAUUGGUCGCCAGAUUCGUGUUAAGGCAAACUUUUUUGAAGUUUUACGACUGCCAGAUGCGAAUGUGUACCAUUACGAUGCUGAUAUAUCCCCUACCGUGCCCUCUUCCCUAAACCGUAGGAUAUUCGAACAUUUUGUAAAAUCUGAAUCUGGAGGCAUACUCGGGGGAAUUAAACCAGUAUAUGAUGGUAUUUAUCUAUUUUCCAUCGAAUAUUCUCUUUUCAUCUUAAUUGAUAAAAUUCUUAUUAAAGGUCGUAAAAAUCUAUAUACUAUAAAACAAUUUCCGUUUGGUGACGCUAUUACUCAUCAGAUUACGUUGCCCGAAAACCUUGCUGCUUCGAAUUCAAAAAAGCCUCCACGUACCUUUACUAUCAAAUUGAAAAAAGUGGCCGAAAAAAAUCUCGAAGAAGCAAUUCGUUUUGUUCAAGGAAAAUGUGCCACCUCAAGCAAUAUAAUGUCCGCAAUCGGAGCACUUGAUGUUUUAAUAAAUCAGGAACCCUCAAUGAAAUUUACCACUGUUGGUCGUCGUGCUUUUUACACACCUGAAAAUUCUAGUACUUUAUCUGGUGGUGCUGAAGUAUGGCAGGGUUAUUGGCAAUCAUUGCGACCAGGUCAAGGCAAAUUUUUUAUCAACUUUGACACGAGUGCAACAGCAUUUUAUGAAGCAGGAAACGUUGCUACCUUAAUUGCUAAAAUUCUUGGUUGCAAACUUGAGGAGCUUCGGACGGGUUUUACUUUAAAUCAACGUCUUAAAGUUGAAAAGACACUCAAACACUUAAAGUUCCGGGUUACCCAUCGAGGUGUUAAUUUUCAACGUCGAUUUAAAAUUAAAAAAUUAUCGGAGAAUUCGACACAAGAAACACACUUUUCUAAAGGCAUGAUAUUAAAAUGA
Molecule: messenger RNA, 960 nt
Organism: Funneliformis mosseae
Lineage: Eukaryota; Fungi; Glomeromycota; Glomeromycetes; Glomerales; Glomeraceae
Source: the annotation of a GenBank genome assembly